Messenger RNA from Prorocentrum cordatum, 817 nucleotides. Lineage: Eukaryota; Dinophyceae; Prorocentrales; Prorocentraceae. The record is from the annotation of a GenBank genome assembly.
GCGGAACACUGCCUGGCAUGCGCGCCGCGUGCCGCCUGGCGGGUUCACGGCGGCUUCCUCGGCGGCGCUGUCCUGGGCUGCGGCUGGUCCCCGUCUGGGGCAUGCGGCGAGUGGCAUGCGGGCUGAGGCCAUGCCGUUCGAGCCGAAGGCCUGCCGAGUCGUGGGCGUGCGCUGCAAUUGCGGUACCACGGUGUUCGCGCCGAGCCCGCCCCCUGCUGUGCAGAUGCCGCGCGUGACGGAGUCCGACGAAGGCACCGAGCAGUGCGAGAGCGUGGACGUGGACUCGGAGUUGGCUGGGCGGCGCAUGGCUCAACCUGUGCAGGGGGAGGCGAGCGUCGACGAGGCUGCCGAGGAGUUCGCGGAGCCGCAGGUCUCGCAGGCGCCGGUGCCAGGCGCAGUGGUGACUGACUCCAUGAUCAGCGGGAGCGACAGCGUGGACGUGGACUCGGAGGUGGCUGCUCGUUGCGUGGCUCAUCCUGAGCCGUCGCGGAGCUCUGGCACGGCGGUGGCGUGCAGCUACCCUUGUGAUGCACGGCGUUGGACGUCGGCCGAGGGUGCGGUGUCGGAUGCCUCCUACGCGGCGCAGGGGGAGGCGCGCGGCGGCGCUGUCGCUGAGGAGUUCAUGGACGUGCAGGUUUCGCUGGCGCCGUGUGCAGGCGCUACGCUGGGCGACGGCGUCUCGGACGCUGUCGCGGUGCCGAAGAAGAAGGGUCGCUGUCGGGAGCUGCUGGAGAAGGUGGCGCUGCUCUACUUCGGCGUCUCCGAAGGCCUCGUCACGGUCGGGGGGUCCAGGGCUGGUCGGAGCACAGAACAAUAA